Molecule: messenger RNA, 1219 nt
Organism: Ruditapes philippinarum (Manila clam)
Lineage: Eukaryota; Metazoa; Mollusca; Bivalvia; Venerida; Veneridae
Product: unconventional myosin-XVIIIa-like
Exons: 2
Coding region: 96-1196 (366 amino acids)
Biological process (GO): protein localization to plasma membrane
Cellular component (GO): apical plasma membrane
Molecular function (GO): protein binding; protein-membrane adaptor activity
Source: RefSeq, a predicted model, not a curated record
AAAUUUCACAAGACACCUAAAAAUCAAUUUUGGAAGAAGCGUUUCUGCUUUCGUCAAGCUUUUCGAUAAUAAAAGGGACUUCCAUAUACAUUAAAAUGUUCAACUUUAUGAAAAAGGAUAAAGAGCAUAGGAAGGAAAAAGAAGAAAAGAAAAAAGAGAAAAAGGAGAAAAAAGAAAAAGAGAAAAAGGACAAACAUAGAGAACACACUACACCAGAGGAACUCAAUAGGUUAGAAGAAAUAAAAAGAGGAGUAUUUAAGAGAAAGAGUGACAAAAAGAAGGAUGGAUUGUCACCUGAUGAUGAUGAUGGCGGUUUCCUCCAGAGAGACAGUGACAGUAGCACAAGUUUAGGAAGUGCAGGCAGGCUAAGUCCAGGACGUGAAAACAGCGGUAGUGGAGAUAUGCUGCAAAGAACUGGACCACCAAUCCUCCCUAAACCAAAAAGUAUUUUGAAAUCCAAAGGCGACAGACAGAAUGUUUCACAAAACCUUGAUGAUAGUGCCACUUUGAAAUCCAAUACUUUAUAUAAUGUUGAAAUGUCUGGACAUCCAGUGGAUAAUGAGAAAGCCAAGGCAGCUGACAGGGGUUCUAAAGGACAAAUAAAAGACAGACCUCCAGAGUUUACUCCACCCCCACCACCUGAUGAACCUCCCCCAGAGAAAACAUUUCAAGCUGCUUUAAAACUUCCUGAUAUAAUUCCAAGCAAACCUCCAAGAGUGAGGGAAUUAGUAAUAAAUAGAAGUAAAAGUGGUGGGUUUGGAUUUACUUUAAGAAAAGGUUCAAUCACUCAAAAAGGUAGUGAAGGCAAGGAUGUUAAACAGACUGUAAUAUUUGCUGAACCUGGUGCCGGUCAAAGUAGUUCACAGACAGGACUUAUACCAGGGGACAGGUUAAUUGAAGUGAAUGGUGUAAAUGUAGAGCAUACUCCAAGAGAGGAGAUUAUAGAAAUGAUAAAGAAGACUGGAGACACAGUAGUUCUUAAAGUUCAGCCAAUUCCAGAGCUUGUAGAGCUUUCAGUAAGACCCACUGUGGAUGGUUCAUCGGUAGAAAUUCAAGAAGAUGUAGUUAAAGGGGGAACUUUGAAAAGAAGUGGAAGCUUAAGAUACAAGAAGAUGCCGGUAAGUGUAUUCAAAGAUCACAUGUAUUCUGUGUUAGCAGUGGCUUUUUACGUAGUUUUGAAUUUUAAAUUCAGCUAAAUUUAUGUACUUAAGUCACCUAA